AUGGCGCCAAUCGACCGUUGCUUGGCCUCCAUGGCCAGGCUGUCCCUCCUCCAGACUCCUCGACCGGCAAUUCCCUCGAUACCAAAGUUCCUCGCUCCGGCAGCGGCCCAACAAGUUCGAAAUGCUUCGGUGGUUCGAAUCAGAAAGACGACCAAGAAGAAGAAGGCCCUUCCUAAGGACUUUAAGAGACAUAAUCUAAACAAGAGGGAGUUUCCUCAGUACUCGUUAUGUGAGGCUAUGAGAAUCCUCCGAGCCGUCGAGGUUGGCGAACCCCCCGCUUCGAUCAAGUACGAGGUACACAUCAACCUCAAGACCGCCCGUAACGGACCCGUCAUCAAGAACAGCGUCCGUCUACCCCACCCCGUCCAGAGCGACUGGCAAAUCGCCGUCAUCUGCCCCGAAGGCAGCGAGAUCGCCCGUGAAGCCACCGCAGCCGGUGCCGUAGCCGUCGGCCAAGAGACCCUCUUCGAAGCCAUCAAACAAGAAAAGAUUAACUUCGACCGACUCAUCUGCCACGAAGCCAGCGAGGCUGCCAUGAACAAGGCCGGUCUGGGAAAGAUCCUCGGUCCCAAGGGUCUCAUGCCCAGCAAGCGUAUGCGAACUAUCGUUCCUGAUGUCGUCAAGUCGAUGCGAGACUCUGCCGGUGCUGCCGAUUACCGUGAGAGACAGGGCGUUAUCCGCAUGGCCAUUGGACAAUUGGGUUACUCGCCUGACCAGCUUAAGAACAACAUCAAGGUGUUGCUGGCCAAGGUCAAGGCAGAGUGUGCCGAGAUUUCAGAGGAGGUGCACAAGGAAGUCCACGAGGUUAUUCUAAGCACGACACAUGGACCCGGUAUUAGUUUGAACGGAAACCUUAAGGAUGCUGAGGAGAAGAUUACCCCCGAGGCUUUGUCGAGCAUCAUGUAA
Molecule: messenger RNA, 906 nt
Organism: Fusarium coffeatum
Lineage: Eukaryota; Fungi; Ascomycota; Sordariomycetes; Hypocreales; Nectriaceae
Exons: 2
Coding region: 1-906 (301 amino acids)
Source: RefSeq, a predicted model, not a curated record